UUCCUCACGCAAAUAUCCUCUCCAACUCCAACACUUAUUCGGCUCAAAAACCUUUCCUCUCUAAAGUGGAAAGAGAAAAUUCUCCUAGUAAUCCCUUCUGAUCCGACACAGAUACACGCAGUUGUUACCUAGAAUCGGUUUUCUUUUACUUUUAGAUUUUCUUUUUCUUCUUUAUUGGAUUGACGGAACGAUGUCGUUGAGGCCGAGCGCGAGGACGGAGGUCCGCCGGAGCCGGUACAAGGUGGCUGUCGACGCGGAGGAAGGUCGACGACGGCGGGAGGAUAAUAUGGUGGAGAUCCGGAAGAAUAGAAGAGAGGAGAACUUGCUGAAGAAGCGACGCGAGGGGCUCCAAGCUCAGCAAUUGCAGCCUACAGUCAAUGUCCCGCAGCUCGAUAAGAAGUUGGAAAGCCUUCCAGCAAUGGUCGCUGGGCUUUGGUCGAACGAUGGUGCCUUGCAACUUGAGGCGACUACUCAAUUCCGUAAACUACUUUCGAUAGAGCGAAAUCCACCAAUCGAGGAAGUGAUACAGUCUGGAGUUGUUCCUCGUUUUGUUGAGUUUCUUGCAAGAGAUGAUUACCCACAGCUCCAGUUUGAGGCAGCCUGGGCGCUCACAAACAUUGCUUCUGGGACGUCAGAAAACACCAAGGUUGUGAUCGAUCAUGGUGCUGUUCCAAUUUUUGUGAGACUCCUUAGCUCUUCAAGUGAUGACGUGCGCGAGCAGGCGGUUUGGGCAUUAGGAAAUGUUGCUGGGGACUCACCAAAGUGUCGUGAUCUUGUCCUUAGUUAUGGAGCAUUAAUGCCUUUGUUGGCGCAAUUUAAUGAUCAGGCGAAGUUAUCCAUGUUGCGGAAUGCAACGUGGACAUUGUCCAACUUUUGUCGGGGAAAGCCGCAACCUCAGUUUGAGCAGGUCAAAGCUGCCCUCCCUGCCCUUGCUCAUCUUAUACAUACAAAUGAUGAAGAAGUCCUUACAGAUGCAUGCUGGGCACUAUCAUAUCUAUCUGAUGGCACUAAUGAUAAAAUCCAAGCUGUGAUUGAGGCUGGCGUGUGCCCUCGUUUGGUUGAGCUUUUACUACAUCCCUCACCAUCUGUUUUGAUUCCUGCCCUACGCACUGUUGGUAAUAUUGUGACUGGUGAUGAUAUCCAGACUCAGGUUAUCAUUGAUAAUAGAGCUCUUCCUUGCCUGCUUAACCUGUUGACACAAAACUACAAGAAAAGCAUAAAAAAGGAAGCUUGUUGGACCAUCUCAAACAUCACAGCAGGAAAUAGAGAUCAGAUUCAGGCUGUGAUUGAGGCUGGUAUCAUAUCCCCUCUCGUUGUCCUGCUUCAAAAUGCUGAGUUUGAGAUAAAGAAAGAAGCUGCCUGGGCUAUUUCAAAUGCCACUUCUGGUGGAACUAAUGAUCAAAUCAAGCUUUUGGUACGUGAGGGGUGCAUAAAGCCAUUGUGUGACCUUUUAGUUUGCCCCGACCCAAGAAUUGUCACAGUCUGCUUGGAAGGACUUGAGAACAUUCUUAAGGUUGGAGAAGCAGAGAAGAAUCAAGGUAACACAGGAGAUGUGAAUGUCUUUGCUCAGAUGAUUGAUGAUGCACAAGGCCUAGAGAAGAUUGAAAAUCUUCAGAGUCAUGACAAUAAUGAAAUUUAUGAGAAGGCUGUGAAGGUACUUGAAACAUAUUGGCUGGAAGAAGAUGAUGAACAACUGGUCUCUGGGGAUACUCAACAAUCUGGCUUCAACUUUGGAGGCGGUGACCUUCCAGUUCCAUCUGGAGGAUUCAAGUUUGGGUGAAGGAGGCUAUUAUCUCAGUAGUCAAAAUGCGCUUCUGAUCUGGCCAGUUGAAUAGUUGGAGUCAGUGGGCUGUCGGUCUGGGAAGGUUCAUCCUAAGUUGCAGUCGCGGUCGAUGUCAGGGAGAUUUAUUCAGUCCAUCAUUGUUAGUUUGGUCCUCUUAAGGUGGCUGAAUAGUAUAAAGGUCGUGUGUUGUGAUCAGCCGGGUCAGAUGAUGAGCGUUUGGUUUUGCAAGUGAAACUGCUUGAAGAUUAGUGUCCUCUUUUGUUUUGAUGGUCCCAAUGGUUGAGUUUUUUUCUUCAUAAAGUUGGAAAGAUGGUAUAGGUUCUAGGUAUAUAUAUUGCCCAUGGAAGUCAUUUCCAUGUUAAGCUGGAGUAAAUAAAGGGAGGACUCAUCGUUAUAUCUGUAUUUUUGUGAAUGUUUGAAGUUUGAUAUACUUUUUGGUCAAUCGGAAGCAAGAGUGAUUGUUAUGACUUCCGCGAACGGGUUAUAAUAUUUUGAGAAUCUGUAUUAAUCGAAUGUGCAUGGUGCCUUUAAUUUUCUUUAAGCCA
Messenger RNA from Sesamum indicum (sesame), 2328 nucleotides. RefSeq names its product importin subunit alpha. NCBI's taxonomy places the organism in Eukaryota, Viridiplantae, Streptophyta, Magnoliopsida, Lamiales, Pedaliaceae. The record is from RefSeq and is a predicted model, not a curated record. Gene Ontology annotation, molecular function: protein binding; nuclear import signal receptor activity. Gene Ontology annotation, biological process: protein import into nucleus. Gene Ontology annotation, cellular component: cytoplasm.